Molecule: messenger RNA, 3367 nt
Organism: Haliotis rubra (blacklip abalone)
Lineage: Eukaryota; Metazoa; Mollusca; Gastropoda; Lepetellida; Haliotidae
Product: probable 7-methylxanthine methyltransferase 5
Exons: 2
Coding region: 160-1377 (405 amino acids)
Biological process (GO): methylation
Molecular function (GO): S-adenosylmethionine-dependent methyltransferase activity
Source: RefSeq, a predicted model, not a curated record
UCACCUCACCUAGUUGUGCGUUGUGAUGGUGCAGUGUGGUUGUACGUAUUAGGAGCAGCUGUUGUGAUAGAGACAACGUUUUUUGCAAGUAAGCUUCUACAAAUCAUUAACACAAAACAAACAGUCACAAAGGAAGUCUGCUGUUAGAACAUCGCCACAAUGAUGUCCAUCCGUUUUAUGAUUCGAAUACAUUUAAGGUUACACAAAGUUCCUGCAUCUGUGCCUGUAAGAUACUGCAGAAGGCCUUCGAAAGCAUAUGAGCCAUAUGGGAAAAUAGGAAGCGGAAAUCACGGAUCAACUCUCGCGAAGCAAACAAGUAUCUACACAGAUCCAGUGCGAGACAGGAUUCUGAACAGGGCCAAAGCCAUUCCAUUUACUGCAAAAGAUUCAGUGUUUAACAUUGGCGACUAUGGGGCAGCUGAUGGUUCUGCUUCCAUGGUCUUUAUUGGGCAGCUGUUGGCAACUCUGAAAGAUCAGCAUGGUCCAGACACUCAGUUCCAGAUCAUCUAUGAAGACACAGAAGUCAAUGAUUUCAAUUCACUUUUCAAACGUAUGUCAGGAACAAUUCCUGAUUCUCCAUCCUACCUUCUGGAAAAGGACAACGUCUAUGUUCUCGCUUCUGGGACAGACUUCUAUAAACAAUGUGUACCUUCAAAUUCAAUGCAUUUCAUUAUGUGUAUGAUCUCUGUGCACUGGUUAUCGAAGACUCCAGUGAAGUAUAAUGACUCAGUUUACAAAUACCCUGAAAGUAGUACUGAAGAGAAGAUGGCUUUAGAUCGACAGGCUGAGGUGGACCUGGACACAUUCUUACUUUUGAGAAGUAGGGAAAUGAAACAGGGCGGACUGCUUGUUAUUUGUGUUGGCUGCGAGUUUGAAGAUAUGAACAGUGGAGAAGUCAAGUAUACAGUUGAAACAAUGAUAACGUUGCUCACUGAGACAUGGAAGGAAUUUAGAGACUCCGGAAAAAUUACUAAAGACGAAUUUGUGAAUACAAAUUUCUCAAUUUGCCUUUAUAAAAUGGAUCAGUUGAGAAAACCAUUUGAUGACAAAUUGUCAGCAGUUUCACAAUCAGGUCUCUGUCUCUUGUCAGCUGAAACUGUUAUUAUCCCUGACAUAUUUUACACCACUUGGAAGGAAAAAAAGGACAAGGAAGGGAUUGAUGACAGGGAAGAGUUUGCUAGACUGUACGUGGCGGCCCAUAGGAACUGGAGCAACAGUACCUUCAUGAAUGGUCUCUCAGACAGUCGCUCACGUGAGGAGAAGGAGAAGAUAGUUGCUGAUCUCUAUGACAGAGUAGAAAAGCGAAUGUCAAUGAUAAACCCCGAAGAAAUAAAGGAUGAUUUGCAAGUCAUAUUUCUUGUAAUCACAAGAGAAUAAUCCGCUUACAAAUAAUCAAGAAUAGUGAGACCUAUAACCUUGAUCACCGGCGUUCACACAUAGUAGAAGCUAAUAGGGUCUCAAGUCUAUGUUUCCGACCCUUGAAGAUCCGACUUGCUGACUUGGUGGACACAUGUCAUUGUAUCCCAAUUGCGUAGAUUGAGGCUCACGAUGUUCAUCACUGGAUUGUUUGGUCCAGCUUCGAUCUUUUACAGACCGCCUCCAUAUAGCUGGAAUAUUGAUCAGUGCGGCGUUAAACAACCAUCCAACCAAGAUAUUCGUCCAUCUUCCAAUGUAAACACUUGGGUAAAGUAGAAAUAUUACGAAGGAAUAAAGCUAUUUCCAAAUUUAUAUUCAUAGUUUAUCAGAACUAGAAACUAUUCGCAAUUUACAUUGUGCUGAUGACGCAGACAUGAUCACUAGAAAAUAUGAAGACCAAAUGGCACCACAGGUUUGGAAAAGUUGUCUCUUCUUUAGGAACUAUUGAGGCAAGCCAUAGCAACAAGAAGACUAUAUACGGUGUCGUGGAAAGAAAUCUGACAUUAGUAACUUUUGCUGCUGGAUGAGUCUGCAAAGGGUAACAGCUCACGAUGUGGACAGGAGAGAAUGCAAACACCUGGUAUCAUCACCAGUUGAUGGUGAUUCAUAAACACAUGCUCUGUCGUAGUAUCUCAUUGUGUAAAUCACUGUUUCAUCUUCGUGUAGGAACAAAUGUUGUUUUAUUGAUAGACAGGUGUUGCUGAACAUGUCUUUGGCAGCUCAUGACGUACACCCACUACUUCCUUCUCCCAAUAUUCUUUAUAACGAUACCAACAUAAUCCUUGACUUCGUUAUCGUUGACAAUUACAACUCGCACAGUUAUUCAGGUGUGGACCCCUAAUAGUGACAGCUGGCAUAAUAACUUUAACAUCUCUAAGAAUGCUGUCGAAACAUGUGCCAACAAUGGCACGAAGGUAAAUAGGACCAUACUGAAUGUGUUUGAGAUGGGACUGUCUGUGUGUGAUGGUGUCAUUGGUGGAAGGACAGACUGACCCCAGGACAAGAAUUGGAAAAAACUUUGUAUGUCCCAGCAAGGCGACGUGUAUUAUCUACCACUGGGUGAUGCGACGUGUCGAUACAGAUUCCUGUAUCGCUGUCAAGCAGGUAUGACAAUAUGACAAUUCGAUACAAAAAUCUGUAUCGAAAGGUCGCAUCAUCUGAAUAAAGAAGUAGUUCCUCCGUAAAAUAGUUCGUAUCAGCUGUAAAUUUCAGUAGUAGAAUAGUACUGAGCACUACCUUUGACCAAAUGCAUGAACAGCGUCUACCCAGAAACUCUUUUAACAUGCUGCUUAAUUUAGAUAAUCGUAGUUAUGCAACAUGGACAGCAAAUAUAUGAUAUCUGUUAUUUUCGUAGGGAUUUGUAUUUGUGUUGAUUUUCUAAGGUGUUGGUAACGAGUGGCUGUUUAUGAACUCAGCCGGUGAGAAUUGGAUGAAUACCCUUUGUUAAGUUCUAGAUUUGAUGUAUAUAUAUAGAUCCUUUAAAACAAUGAUCUAACCUGAGAGAUAUCUAUCAAACAUUACAAGCAAGAAACUUAGAAACACAGUUAUUAGAUUUAGACUUGGUUUGACAGAUAUAAUGAUGAAUACUGGCCGUAACAGUCACUCGCCAAACAUCUCAGAUUUUGCCCUGUCUGUAUGGCGGAUAUCGAAGACGAAUAUCAUCUGUUAUUUAUGUUAUGCUGAUAUAAGAAAGGAGUAUAUUCCACAGAAAUAUUUGGGUCACCCUACAAGGGAAACACUUAGAAGAAUUGUAUCAUCAGAAGACGAAUCUGUCCAUGUAAAAUUAGCCCUGUUUUUAAAACAUUCGCUGUCGUUAAGGAAGAGUCUGAUAAUCUCACAAUGUUAAGAUGCAUUCAACUAUUUGCACUGUCCAUACAUUGCUUGUCAUUUUAACACUAUGUGUAUGGCCGGGACCUUAUGUAGAAUAAACCAUAUUGAUCUUGAGCUUUGA